Zychaea mexicana is the source of this 1851-nucleotide messenger RNA. RefSeq names its product fimbrin. Gene Ontology annotation, cellular component: actin filament bundle; cytoplasm; actin filament. The record is from RefSeq and is a predicted model, not a curated record. Bases 1 to 1851 code for a protein of 616 amino acids. The transcript has 8 exons. Lineage: Eukaryota; Fungi; Mucoromycota; Mucoromycetes; Mucorales; Lichtheimiaceae. Gene Ontology annotation, molecular function: calcium ion binding; actin filament binding. Gene Ontology annotation, biological process: actin filament network formation; actin filament bundle assembly.
AUGCUCAACGCAUUUACUCUACAGAAAAAAUAUCCUGCGUUACAGGUUAACGACAUUAAUUCCUUGAUUGACCAGUUCAAUGCUUGCGAUUUAGACGGUGAUGGUUAUUUGGACCAAAGUGAAAUUCAGCAAGCUUGCAAGGACACUGGUUACAGUGAUAACUAUGACGAAAUCCGUGCUACUCUGAAGCAAGUCAGCACAAGUGCAACUAGCAAAAUCGAUACUGAAGAGUUUGUCGAGCUCGCUGCAAAGCUCAAGGAAGGCCGUAACAAGGGCGCUUUCGAUGUGCAUCAACACAAGAUCAAAGUACACGGCUCCAACGCUAGCACAACCCAUACAAUCAACGAAGAUGAACGAACCGAAUUUACUCGCCAUAUCAACAGCGUCAUGGCUGGGGAUGCUCAUAUUGGACACCGCCUGCCAAUCCCGACCAACACAAUGCAGCUGUUUGACGAGUGCAGGGAUGGUUUGAUUCUGUCCAAGCUUAUCAACGAUGCUGUGCCGGAUACAAUUGAUGAGCGUGUAUUGAACGCAUCAAAGAAGAUCAACAAUUUCCAAAUGGUCGAAAACAACAACAUUGUCAUCAAUUCGGCCAAGGCUAUCGGCUGUUCAGUCGUCAACAUUGGCCCUACGGAUAUCAUUGAAGGUCGUGAGCAUUUGAUUCUCGGCUUGAUUUGGCAGAUCAUCAAACGUGGUCUGCUCAGCAAAAUCGAUAUCAAGCUUCACCCCGAAUUAUAUCGCUUGCUCGAGGAAGACGAGACACUGGACGAGUUCUUGAAGCUUCCCCCUGAUCAGAUUCUGCUCCGCUGGUUCAACUACCAUUUGAAGGCUGCCAACUGGGACCGAAGGGUCAAGAACUUUAGCAAGGAUGUCGCCGAUGGUGAGAACUAUACGAUCCUGUUGAAUCAGCUCAAGCCUGAGUCGUGCUCGCGUGCACCUUUGCAAGAGCGAGAUUUGCUGCGCCGUGCUGAAAUGGUCCUUGACAAUGCCGAAGCCAUUGGAUGUCGCAAAUACUUGACUCCUACUGCAUUAGUGGCUGGUAACCCUAAGCUGAACUUGGCCUUUGUUGCCCACUUGUUCAACACCCACCCUGGUCUGGACCCAUUGACCGAAGAAGAAGCACCUGAGAUUGAGCCAUUCGAUGCUGAAGGCGAGCGUGAAGCCCGUAUGUUCACCUUGUGGUUGAACAGCUUAAAUGUCGAGCCCGGUGUUUACAACUUGUUUGAGGAUCUCAAGGAUGGUUUGGUCUUGUUGCAGGCAUUCGACAAAAUUGUGCCUGGUAUUGUCAACUGGCGCAUGGUCGGCAAGAAACAGCCCUUGUCUCGAUUCAAGAUGAUUGAAAAUACCAACUAUGCUGUCCACUUGGGUCAAGAGCGACGGUUCUCGUUGGUCGGCAUUCAGGGUGCGGAUAUUGUGGAUGGUACCAAGACCUUGACAUUGGGUUUGGUCUGGCAGUUGAUGCGUGAAAACAUUGUCUUUACGCUGCAGUCGCUCAGCAAGGGUGGCCGCCCUGUCACUGAUCAAGAUAUGGUUCGUUGGGCCAACGAGAUGGCACAACGCGGUGGCAAGCAAAGUCGCAUGCAGUCGUUCCGCGAUCCUUCCCUGCGUACGGGUGUAUUCUUCCUCGAUGUUCUCAAUGGUCUUAAGCCUGGCUAUGUCGAUUAUGCUCUAGUAACACCUGGUCGAACUGAUGAGGAUGCUUUCAAUAACGCCAAGUUGGCCAUUUCUAUUGCUCGUAAGAUCGGCGCUACCAUUUUCUUGGUGCCCGAGGAUAUCGUGGAAGUUCGAAGCAAGAUGAAUUUAACAUUUAUUGGCUCACUGAUGUGCUGCCAACGCCAACAAGGACUUUAA